Molecule: messenger RNA, 4618 nt
Organism: Pomacea canaliculata
Lineage: Eukaryota; Metazoa; Mollusca; Gastropoda; Architaenioglossa; Ampullariidae
Product: slowpoke-binding protein-like
Exons: 14
Coding region: 729-2144 (471 amino acids)
Molecular function (GO): actin binding
Source: RefSeq, a predicted model, not a curated record
UCAAAGUGAUACAUUUCCUUUCCCUAACAUGAUAGUCCAUCUGCGAUUCACACUAAAACUUUCUGCGUUAUGUUCCGUAAUUCUCUCUGGAUAUUAUGGUAUCUAUUUACAGACCUGGCAUCCUUUCAAAUUAAUUAAAGACCUGGAAUUUCUGUCAAAAAAUCUCCUUUAAUGCUUAUGUCCUCUUCCCUGCAACAAUUCAAACAGGAACGGAGGUAUAUUGAUGGACUGAUGUCUGUAUGAAUCUGGUCAUGCGGGUCACACGUGCUUUGCCACAGGAACUUCAGCUAUACAAAUUUUCUGGCGAAUAAAAUUCUAUUCAAAUUCUUGUAACCUUCGGGAUAACCUGCCGCUUCGUUCCGUGGCCAUGAUGAAUUAGAGUUACCUCUCUUUAGACGAGAGGGAAAGUCGCAAAUAUAAUCCACGGUCAUCAAAACACGUACCGUGCACUGCAACCUAGCAUUAAAGUUUCUUGUUUUAAUAACGAAGAAAAAAAACUUACAUAUUAACGAAUACACCGUUUCUCAUGAGGACCAUAACAUUCUUUUUUCACCCGGGGCUUAUCAACCUGCAUCAGUCACAUGACUUUUCACGAGUCGAGUAUGGUGGGUACUGCCGUCUGCUACUUCGUUGUGCUAGGCUUCUGAAAUGCAGCUAGCACCACAUGAAACAGUGCGCUAGGAUUCAUGACAUUUUACAGUUGGUGUUAUAGUCUGUAGCCUUAAAAAAUGGUUAUUCAGGAGACUAUCGUCAAAGAAGACGAUGCGGCUUCUUGGCUGGAAGAACAUAUUUACGUUCCAGUGACUGUUGGUGUGGUGCUGGUAGGCAUAAUUGCUAUUAUCAUCUACUGCUGUGUGAAAAACUACAGGAAAAAGAACUCGUAUGUCUAUAAAAGACUGGAGUAUGAUGUUGCACUGGCAGAACAGUUGAAUAGAGAGAGAGAGGAAAGGGAGAUUGAAGUCAGAGAUGCUGCAUAUUUAAAAUGUCAGUUCUACCUGCGAUCCCAUCCAUAUUACGGCACCAUUACACAGUUGCUGGAUCUAGGCAGCCGCAUUGAUAAGAGUUGGUUCCGGGUGAAAGACAACAAAAUUCAAGUAGAUCGAAUGUUAACCAUUAUGCCUUACAAUCCCCAAAUGGUUUUGCCUUUUACCAGGGGAACUUGCAAAACUUUGAAAGAGCUGUUCUCUGUUGUUCAGCAUCCCUACAUUUUUCCUGUGACAGACUUGGACUUCGCUUUAGAUGAAAACUUUGUUGUCGUUAUUCAACCUGUGAGUCUGAGAGGAUCCCUCAAAGACUAUAUUUACCAGACUAGGUUCCAAGACAGCUGGUUUACAAAGUACAGUCAUAAGAAGUAUGGAUUAAGCAUGAACCAAGUGCAGAUUUUUGGCAGACAGAUUCUAGAGGCCUUGCUUUUCCUUGAAGAGAAGGGUUUUCCACAGCACAGCAAUCUACAUUCUGGAAAUGUGAUGCUGGAAGACAAUGUUUGCAGGUUAGCUGGCUAUGAAAAUGUGUUUCUGGGAAACACAUCCCGCAUCCAUGCACUCUUCAGAAAGAAACUGAAAAACAAAAAUAAAGAUGCUAUAGAUGUGUUAUCAUUUGGCCACAUCCUGUUUGAAAUGGCUUAUGGCUAUGAACUGGACACAGCCCAUCCAGGUCCACAGCAGCUUAUUGGUCAUCAGCCUCCUUCAGUAGUAGAGAUUCUGAACUUCAUAUUUGAGAAUGAAAGUGGGAAGUACCCUUCUCUGAAAGAGAUCACCCAAAAUAAGUUUUUCAGCCAAGUGCAGCUAAAGGAGUUAGAGGUCUUUAACCCUGCACCAAUCAAUCUUAGCCAGUCCAUGAAGAGUCUACUGAAAGCAGUAAAGGGAGGGAAACCUUUAAAGAAGAAAAGAUCAUCAUCUUCUCUAAAGACCAUGGUCUCAUCAGAUUACUCUGGUGUUUCUGCACCAUCCACAGCUGCACCACCUCCUCUGGCACCUCCACCACCACCGCCACCCCCACCACCACCAGGGGCACCUUCAUCAGCAAGCUCUGCACCUGCGCCUCCCGCUUCAGGUGGGGGUCGAGCAGCUCUUCUAAGUAGUAUUCAGCGUGGUACCCAGCUGAAGAAAACUGUGACCCAUGAUCGAAGUGCUCCAAAACUGUGAUUGUCUUCUCUUAUUGGCAGAAGUACUGAAACUGAGCUUUGCUAAGGAGAUUAUGGACUUCAGUAGAAAAGAUGAAAAUAUAUAUAUAUUUGUUCUGUGGCAGUGUGCAUUGUCAUGACAUUCUAUAUUACAUUUAUAAAAAUGUGGGUUUGUGAGGCAGUGGAAGAUAGGCUUCUCGCAUUCAAAAUUUAGUGCUCCACAGAUGAAAAAUCUUAAAUAUUUGAGUUACAUUGCUAACAUCAUGGAUCCCACCUUUGUUUUAAAUUAGUAUUAUUUAUAUCUCAUAGAUUUUGCUGUUUGGUUUCACCUUUUCCUUGGGCCUAAUGUUUUUCAUAUUUCUUAGAUGAUUUGUUAUUACUUUCAGACUGCUUAUUUUUCCGGUGUUGUAUUUUAAAAAUUAUUUUACUCAAUGCCAUCCAUGAUCAAUAAUUUCAAUUUCUGAUCUUGUAUUUAUAUUUGGAGCACAUGUAGCCUGGUGGUUAGUGCACUUAAGUGUAACUGGAAAAAACUCCCAGUCCACCCAGCACAAAUGAAUUCCUAAUUUAAUGGGGAAGCUUAAAAACAGUAAAGGACUAUAAUUUAAUUCUGUUUCUUACAAUCUUGUGUCCUGGACUUCUGUUCACUGUCCCAGCAAUCAGUUUAUCUAUGGAAUCCUUUUACCUUAGUUUUUAUUUGCUUGCAAAUAUUUUCCAGGGGCAUGUGCUACCUUGUCAUCUUACAUUUAAUAUAUACUGUUCUAAUGGUUUGCCUUCGUUUUGUUCACUUCUGGGUCUUUUUAUUUAAUUUUAUUGAGUUGAAUGAUUCUAUUCCAUUACGACAAAAGUUUGGUCAGUUUUGGGGAUUUAUAAUCUUGACUAAUUUAUAAUUUAUUAUCAGUAGCAGUUGUUGUGAGAUAACAAGAAAAGAAAGCAAUCACAUUUUCUGCAAAAUGAUGAAAGGUGCCAGUAUUUGCAGUAAAAUCUGUGAUCGAAUUGUGGCAUUAUUUUUCGUUUGCUUGUCUUUUUGUGUUUUUUUUUUUUUAGUUUUAUAUUUGUUCUCUAGAACAACUAUAUUUAUAAAAUGUUGUGCUUAUUUUUCAAAUCUCUUCUGUCCAUGACAUGAUUACAUUUUCCUUAGAUAUAAAAAGGCCAUAGUAUGAAACUACACUUCUGUUGAAUCUGAAUUGUUUCCUUGUUCCAACCAGAAUAUUUUCUUGUAUAUAUGUAUAUUUUCUUUAAUGGAGACUUCUUUGUUAUUUUUAUUGUUCAGCAAUCUUGCAGAGUCUAAUAGUUUUUAGCAAACUUUAAAAAAAAUGUUAUAAAUCAUGAUAUUGUGGAGAUAGUUAUCAAAAAAUACUUUGCCCGGUUUUGACUUGUUAAGAAAACUCCACAAGAUAUGUUUGUUGUCUUAUACUGUCCAGUUGAGUUCACACUUAGUGAUCAUGUUUAUAAAUCUGCGUAUAUUCUAUAUAUAUAUUUUCUUUCUAUAAAUAGGAAGCUCAGUCCUAGUACAGAUAUUCAGUACUUGUGUAAAUUCAUCUUCAUGACAGCUUACCUAAGUUAAAGUUUUAUUUUCAUAUACAUGUAAGUUAGAAAAGAAAGAUGUUUAUUUUUAAGCAAUGCAUAUAACAAAUGUAUAAUUAUGAAUAAAAUGUGUAAGUAGAAUGACUACAACAUAAAUUUAUUCCUGGUGAUUUCUGGUUGUUUCAACUUACAUGUACAAUUAAGAAGCUUUGUUAUUUACCAUGCAGCUCAUGAAGGAAUUUAAAUGAUUCAAUAAAUUUAUGUUUCUGAGGGCAUUUAUUGUACUGAACAUGUGUGAAUAUGGGAUAAUUAACAUGCAAGACUUUGUUGGGUGUAAAAGGUAGUUUUUCAAUUUUACCUUUGCAUGAAGUAGAUAUCUGGUCAGCUGGAGUCAAGAAAGUACAAUAGUGUGUUCCUAGAGAUGAAUGAUUGAAGCUUGAAUGCUAUUUUUGUUUUUAAAUUACAUGCAGCAAAUCAAAGUGAUAGAAAGAUGUUUCUAAGUAUGUAAGAAGACUUGUCAUUCAUAACAUUUUCUCUCUCUUAUAAAUGAUAUGAAUGUUAUAAGUAUUUUCUAAUUUCAUAAAAAGCACAAAAUUGUAUACGAUAAGCACAAAUUGUAUGUUGCUAAUUUUGAGAUCAUUUAGAGUUGUAAUAUGGGUGUAGCCACAUCCAACUGCAAGAAAUUUUUUUAAGCUAUUUUGCUUGCUCAAUUUCUUAACCAUUAGAGAGUUGUUAUGUGACAAAAUAUGCUAUUGUGAGCCUCUUGAUUUUUUUUUUCUUUCGUUUUGUUAAAGAAGCAACAUAGUUGUCAUAGUUGUAUUUAUACAAAUGACAUUUAUUAUUUAGCCAUAUGACUGGAUUUUUCAUUUUGUUUACACCUUGUUGCCAUAAAAUGUUAUUAAUGGUCUUAUGGAAAAAUAUAUUUGAUUAUUUAGACCUGAGGGUUGUCAUUAAACAAAAGUAGAGACAUUA